Molecule: messenger RNA, 1623 nt
Organism: Mycotypha africana
Lineage: Eukaryota; Fungi; Mucoromycota; Mucoromycetes; Mucorales; Mycotyphaceae
Product: kinase-like domain-containing protein
Exons: 6
Coding region: 1-1623 (540 amino acids)
Biological process (GO): peptidyl-serine phosphorylation; endocytosis; signal transduction
Cellular component (GO): nucleus; cytoplasm
Molecular function (GO): protein serine/threonine kinase activity; ATP binding
Source: RefSeq, a predicted model, not a curated record
AUGUCGUUAGAAGGAAGAGAUAUCAUCAUUGGCACGAAAUAUAAACUGGGUCGAAAAAUUGGUGCAGGUUCUUUUGGUGAAAUUUACCUGGGCACCAAUAUUAUGAGUGGAGAGGAUGUCGGUGUCAAAUUAGAAAGCGUACGAGCAGCCCAUCCUCAGUUAGAAUAUGAAGCAAGAGUAUACAAGACUUUAGCAGGUGGUGUCGGUAUUCCCUUUGUGAGGUGGUAUGGCCGAGAAGGCGAUUUUAAUGUUUUGGUCAUGGAUUUAUUGGGCCCUUCUAUGGAAGAUUUGUUCAAUUAUUGUAAAAGACGUUUCUCUUUGAAGACUGUAUUACUAUUAGCUGAUCAGUUGUUGUCACGCGUUGAAUAUGUGCAUUCUAAAGGAUUUAUUCAUAGAGAUAUCAAACCUGAUAACUUUUUGAUGGGUAUUGGCAAACGUGGAAAUCAAGUCAAUAUGAUCGAUUUUGGUUUGGCUAAGAGAUAUAGAGAUCCAAAGAGUAACGCUCAUAUACCCUACAGAGAAAACAAAAACCUAACUGGUACACCGCGUUAUGCUAGUGUCAAUACUCAUUUAGGCAUAGAGCAAUCACGGCGCGAUGAUCUCGAAUCACUAGGGUACAUUCUAGUCUAUUUUUGUAGAGGACAGUUACCCUGGCAAGGCAUUCGAGCAAGAACAAAGAAAGAAAAAUAUGACAAGAUCAUGGAAAAAAAGAUGACCACGCCUGCAGACGCAUUAUGCCGUGGUUUGCAUCAGGAAUUUGCAAUAUAUCUCAAUUACGUCCGUUCUUUACGUUUUGAUGACAAGCCCGACUAUUCUUACUUGAGAAAGCUAUUCAGAGAUUUGUUUGUAAGAGAAGGAUUUCAGUACGAUUAUGUAUUUGAUUGGACCAUCCGUAAAUUGCAAGAAAAGAAAGCCUAUCAAACGCCAGACGCUGGGAUGAACCCUUUGAAUACUUAUAUGGCAUCCAACCCUCCAUUUGAUCAUAGCGCUGCUGCUGCCGCCGUUGCCAAUUCCAGGAGAUUAACAAAUACCAUGGCAGCUGGCGGAGGAGCACCGCUUCCUUCUGCUAAUUUAAGGGCUCCUUAUCGUACAGAAACAAAAUCACCUGAAACUUCAAGAAAAUUGGAUGAUGUGAUGCUCCAAUAUCAGCAACAACAAAAAAUGCUUCAGCAGCAUAAACCUACUUACUUUGCAAGUGGCGGCGCUGGAGCUCCCAUGUUGCCCACGCCUCACCAGCAUCAACCAUUGCCACCGCAAACGCAACAUCAGCAACCACCCCCUCCUCAAUUACAGACUCAGAUGACGCCGCAACAAAAUGUACCGCCGCAGUUAGCAUCUCCUACAAUAUAUCCUGAUCCAUAUACAUCACAUCUAGGUUAUCCAAAUGCAUCAGCGGCAGCAGCAGCAGCAGCAGCAGCAGCAGGCGGCAGUGGUGGCGGCCGAAUGCUUGUGAGAGAAAAUAGUCAACACCAACAGCAGCAACAGUUAGGUGGUAAGUAUGAGAGAAAAAGGGUUUUGGCAGAGGAAACCAAUCCAAUUGAACCAAACAUUGCUGAUCCCCUUUUCUCUGUAAAACGUACUCAUUUCCACCCUCCUGCAGGUUCGUCGAGUGGUCGAGUGUAA